AUGACAACUUACUCUUGCCAGGAUCAGCUACAAAAACUUCCUAUUCCGCCUUUGGAAGAGACUUGCAAGUCCUAUUUGAGGGUGUUAAAACCACUUCAAACCUCGAGAGAGUACGAGAGAACAAAAGAGGCAGUAGAGAGGUUUUUGAAAGACGGAACUGGGGCAUACUUAGAUCAGGAGUUAAGGAAGUAUUCAGAGACUAGAAACUCUUAUAUUGAACAGUUCUGGUACGAUUCGUACUUGAGCUAUGACUCUCCUGUCGUUCUCAACUUGAAUCCUUUUUUUCUAUUAGAGGACGACCCCUUCACUAACGACUCAGUUGGUUCUCAAACUCAGGUCAAAAGAGCAGCAUCUCUUACUUUAAGCUCUUUAAAAUUUAUUAGAGCAUUGAAGAAUGAGACUUUGCCGGUUGAUAGACUCAAAAAUGGGCAACCCUUAUGCAUGUAUCAAUAUUCUAAACUAUUUGGUGCUUCUAGAAUCCCUACUGAAGAUGGAUGCGUGAUGCAAACAGAUCCAAAAUCUAAUCACAUUGUUGUAAUGUCAAAAUCUCAGUUUUAUUGGUUUGAUGUAUUAGAUACAAAUAAUAACUUAGUAUUAAGUGAACCUGAGUUGAUUGUAAACUUGAAUUCUAUAGUUCACGAUUCUUUGAACACACCUAUAAAUGAGAUUGCCAGAUCUUCAUUUGGAGUAUUGACCACUGAAAACAGAAGAAUAUGGGCCAAGAUUAGAAACUCGAAUACAAUCAAGAAGAAUUCUGUGAACAGUGAGAUUCUUUCUAUCAUUGAUUCAGCGUUAUUCAUAUUGUGCCUUGAUGACAUUAAAUUAGAGAACUUAUCAGACUUAUCAAAGAAUAUGUUAUGUGGUUUAUCCAUAUUAGAUAAGGGAGUUCAAGUUGGAACUUGUACCAAUAGAUGGUAUGAUAAAAUACAAAUUAUUGUAACUCAAAAUGGUAAGGCUGGAGUUAAUUUCGAGCAUACUGGAGUGGAUGGACAUACGGUCCUAAGAUUCGUGAGUGAUAUUUAUACCGACUCGAUUCUUUCAUUCGCUCACUCGAUUAACAAAAAUACGCCUUCUUUAUGGGAUGAGCCUGACACUGCUACUGAAGCACCCAAGGGCGAUCUUGUUACGAUUCCUCGAAAAUUAGAGUGGGAUUUGACCCCAGAUUUAUCUUUAGCAUUACGUUUUGGAGAGACUCGUCUAAGUGAUUUAAUUAACCAAAAUGAAUUCAAACAUUUGGAGUUCAAGGAUUAUGGGUCUUCGGCAAUUAAAAAAAUGAAACUUUCACCAGAUGCCUUUGUUCAAAUGGCAUUUCAAGCAACUUAUUAUGCAUUGUAUGGUAAAGUAGAAUGCACAUAUGAGCCCGCAAUGACCAAGCAAUAUUUUCAUGGCAGAACAGAAGCAAUUAGAACGGUCAGUGAGGAGUCUAAUUUAUUUGUUAGGAAAUUUUUUGAUCCCUCUGUUGCAGAUUCUGAAAAAUUGAGCUUUCUAUCAAGUGCUUGCUCUCAUCAUUCCAGCCAGUCAAGGCAAUCUUCUGUUGGAAAAGGUGUAGAUAGACACUUAUAUGCUCUAUUUUGCAUUUGGAAAAGAUAUGUUGACUCUGCUGAGGAAGCUGAGGGUGCAAAGGAGCAAGGAGAUACUGCCGCACAUGUGGAGGCCGAUUCAUCGACAAACAGAGAAGGAAUAUCAGAGCCUAGGUCUUCUAUCGUGACUCUUGUCGACGAUAAUGACGAUUCAAAGACAAGCUCUUCGGACAAUACAAUUGGAAAUGAUGUUUCAAGUUCGAAGUCUAUGCUAAUGCAGUUGCCAGAUAUCUUCGCAGAUAGUGGCUGGGACAAAUUGAAUAACACAAUUAUCUCCACUUCAAAUUGUGGAAACCCAUCUUUAAGAUUAUUUGGAUUUGGUCCCGUCUCUGCUAAUGGGUUUGGAAUAGGUUAUAUUCUCAAAGACGACUCUAUCGCGUUCUGUGCUUCUUCAAAGCACAGACAGACAGAAAGGUUCUUAGUCACUUUAAAUUCUUACCUUCGUGAGAUAUAUGCUAUGUUUAAAGAAGUGAAUGAACGUGCGAAGUAUUCAAACGAUUUUAAGAGCCAGAAAGUUCCGAAGACUGAUGUGUCCAAUUUAUUGGGUGGAUACGGUUACUUUGACAUGGGAGACAAUGAAAUGAAGUCGAGAGAUGCUACACCAGAGCCCCCAUUUUUGAACAGGGCAAAUAGCGGAUUCUCAAUUAGGGAAAUAGGCAAAAAAUUGAGACUUUCUGAGUAUUGA
Molecule: messenger RNA, 2265 nt
Organism: Priceomyces carsonii
Lineage: Eukaryota; Fungi; Ascomycota; Pichiomycetes; Serinales; Debaryomycetaceae
Gene: CTN1
Product: carnitine O-acetyltransferase
Exons: 1
Coding region: 1-2265 (754 amino acids)
Biological process (GO): carnitine metabolic process
Cellular component (GO): mitochondrion
Molecular function (GO): carnitine O-acetyltransferase activity
Source: RefSeq, a predicted model, not a curated record